Messenger RNA from Trichoderma reesei QM6a, 1128 nucleotides. RefSeq lists its product as uncharacterized. Bases 1 to 1128 code for a protein of 375 amino acids. The record is from RefSeq and is a predicted model, not a curated record. Lineage: Eukaryota; Fungi; Ascomycota; Sordariomycetes; Hypocreales; Hypocreaceae. The transcript has 2 exons.
AUGGCCAAGCUUGCCAAGGUUCUCGCCUCUGCCCUGGCUCUGGCCGGCUCUUCUGCCGCGACCUGGCCCCCCAACAGCAAGGACUGCACAACCACAGCUUCCGCUGCUGAUGGCUUCCCCACACCCAAUGCUGAGCAGCUGAGGGCCAUCUCGGAGAGAGCUGAUGGCUCUCUCUCAAACGCUCCUCCGCCAGCCACGCUUGCCGACAGCACCCUGCAGUCACUCCAAGUAAUCGCCUUCAACGAAGAAUUCGAGACUGCUUACUUCCAGUCCCUCCUUGCCAACGUUACGUUGGGCGUCCCCGGCUAUGAAUCGUGGAAGGGUUAUGGAAAGGCCGAGUUAGAGAAGAUUCUCAAAGUCAUCAUUGCUCAAGAAGAGCUCCACGCCCUCAAUGCACUCAACGCCUUGAACAAGUUCAAGAAGCUUGCUCCUCUGCCUUGCAAGUACCGCUUCCCGGUCACCAACAUCCAUGACGCCAUUGCCGUGGCGGAGGCCUUCACAGCCGUCGUCAUGGGCACACUUCAAGACGUGAGCCAGGCUGCCGCCGCUGCUGGAGAUGCAGGCAUUGUACGCGGCGUAGCAUCAGUCAUUGGUCAGGAGGGUGAGCAGAACGGCUUUUACCGGACUCUCCUCGGCGCCGUCCCCUCUGAGAAGCCAUUCCUGACGACCAAUGUCGGCCCGUUUGCAUUUUCCUUCCUCAACAACAACUUCAUUGUCCCCGGCUCAUGCCCCUUUGAUGUCAACGCUCUGGGUGUACCCAUCUUCACUCAGCUCAGCGUCGAGGGCGGUAGUGCUGCCCUUAACAUCCGUCCCGAGGACCAGUGGCUCAACUACAGCGCCGACCUAAGCUCAGUCAAGAACGCUGCCAAGUUCAGCAACGGCAAUGGCGAGGGUCUCUUCAUCACCUACUUCAGCGGCCAGCUGGUUCCGUUUAGCGUUCCCGUCAAAGACUUCAAGUGGAACGGCGGCAAGGUCACAUUCAAGGCCUUCUUCCCCUUUGACGACAACAUCAUGUUCGGCCUGUCCAUCGCUUCCUUGACUGAUGGCGGUAACUUUACCAAUCCUGAUGCCGUCCCUGCUGCCACGCUGGCUGCCCCUGCCAUCAUUAAUGUCAACGACGAGUUCUAA